AUGACCGUCGAUCGUACUCUCUCCAAAAACAUUGGAGUCCUCUUAUUACCACCUCUCCGACGAACGCUAAUCGCCGUCGCCGGUGGAAAAUCCAGUAUUACUCUCCGUCAAUGCUCUUCUUUCUCCGUCGUCAGAUCGAUCAAUAACAAUACAAAUGAAGAUAAUCGAAAAAUCAAAGCCUAUGCAGAAAACGGCGCUUUCGAUGUUGGAGUAUUGGAGGAAGAUUCUGAAGUGUAUUCAUAUAAAUUUGCGGAAGCAAGAACAAGGAGUAAUGAUUCGAAGAGGAAAACUAAGAUUGUGUGUACGAUUGGACCGUCUUCGAGUUCUCGAGAAAUGAUUUGGAAACUAGCUGAAGCAGGAAUGAAUGUAGCUCGUUUGAAUAUGUCUCAUGGUGAUCAUGCUUCUCAUCAGAUAACUAUUGAUCUUGUUAAAGAAUACAAUUCUCUCUUUGUAGACAAAACCAUUGCUAUAAUGUUGGAUACAAAGGGUCCUGAGGUUCGAAGCGGGGACGUACCUCAGCCUAUAUUCUUAGAACAGGGUCAAGAGUUUAAUUUUACGAUCAAGAGAGGUGUUUCGCUUAAAGACACCGUUAGUGUAAACUAUGACGAUUUUGUAAACGAUGUUGAAGUUGGGGACAUACUUUUGGUGGAUGGUGGAAUGAUGUCGUUAGCUGUUAAAUCGAAGACGAGCGAUUUGGUGAAAUGUGUAGUUAUUGAUGGUGGAGAGCUUCAAUCUAGACGUCACUUGAAUGUUCGAGGAAAGAGUGCGACUCUUCCUUCAAUAACAGACAAAGAUUGGGAAGACAUAAAAUUUGGAGUGGACAACCAAGUUGAUUUCUAUGCUGUUUCCUUUGUUAAGGAUGCUAAAGUUGUUCAUGAGUUGAAGAACUAUCUCAAAACCUGCAGUGCGGAUAUAUCGGUGAUCGUGAAAAUUGAGAGCGCGGAUUCUAUAAAGAAUCUUCCUUCGAUCAUAUCUGCUUGUGAUGGGGCAAUGGUUGCUCGUGGAGAUCUUGGAGCAGAACUUCCCAUUGAGGAGGUCCCUUUGUUACAGGAAGAGAUAAUCAGAAGGUGUAGGAGCAUUCAUAAACCAGUGAUUGUCGCCACAAAUAUGCUAGAGAGUAUGAUUAACCAUCCAACGCCUACAAGAGCUGAAGUCUCUGACAUUGCAAUUGCAGUACGUGAAGGUGCAGAUGCAAUCAUGCUUUCUGGUGAAACUGCGCAUGGAAAGUUUCCGCUGAAAGCUGUUAACGUAAUGCAUACUGUGGCGUUGAGGACCGAGGCAAGUCUACCUGUUAGAACCUCAGCAAUCCGUACCACUGCUUAUAAGGGUCACAUGGGCCAAAUGUUUGCUUUUCAUGCUUCUAUAAUGGCGAAUACAUUGAGCACACCGAUAAUUGUAUUCACGAGAACUGGAUCCAUGGCGGUUCUUUUAAGCCAUUACCGUCCAUCCUCAACAAUUUUCGCCUUCACAAACCAGAGAAGGAUAAUGCAAAGGCUGGCUCUUUAUCAAGGUGUAAUGCCUAUAUAUAUGGAGUUCUCUAACGAUGCAGAAGAUACAUAUGCUCGGUCUCUGAAACUCUUAGAGGACGAGAAUAUGCUUAAGGAAGGACAACAUGUAACUCUUGUCCAAAGUGGCGCGCAACCCAUCUGGCGUGAAGAAUCAACACAUCUCAUACAAGUCCGUAAGAUUAAGAUAGGUUGA
Arabis nemorensis is the source of this 1701-nucleotide messenger RNA. Lineage: Eukaryota; Viridiplantae; Streptophyta; Magnoliopsida; Brassicales; Brassicaceae. The record is from the annotation of a GenBank genome assembly.